Messenger RNA from Oxyura jamaicensis (ruddy duck), 626 nucleotides. Its product is annotated as 17-beta-hydroxysteroid dehydrogenase type 6-like. Gene Ontology annotation, molecular function: oxidoreductase activity. The annotation marks the transcript as partial. NCBI's taxonomy places the organism in Eukaryota, Metazoa, Chordata, Aves, Anseriformes, Anatidae. The transcript has 3 exons. The record is from RefSeq and is a predicted model, not a curated record.
CUGGUGCGCAGAGCCCGGGGCCGGGUGGUCAACGUGGCCAGCAUGGUGGGGCGUAUCGCCCUGGUGGGAGGGGGGUACUGCAUCUCCAAGUACGGCGUGGAGGCCUUCUCCGACAGCCUCAGGCGUGAGCUGCGGGAUUUUGGGGUGAAGGUGUCCAUCAUCGAGCCCGGCUGCUUCCUGACCAGCAUCCUGGACUCCGCCGAGGCGAGGCAGAGCAUCGUGCGGGCAUGGGACCGCGCGCCCGACGAGGUCAAGCAGGAGUACGGGCAGCAGUACUUCCAGGCCUACAACAGCAAUUUUCAGCAUUUCAUCACCACAGCCAACCCCAAGCUCUCCCUCGUCACCAACGCCAUGGAGCACGCGCUGACGGCCGAGUACCCGCACACUCGCUACGGAUGCGGUCUGGACGCCAGACUCUUCUACAUCCCCCUGUCCUACCUGCCCAGCGCCUGGGCCGACCGCCUGCUCGCCACCAGCACCACCUAGGAGCGCGCUCAGGGUGCAGCCGGUGCCCAGCACGGUGCUGCUCAUAGCCCCCCGGCAUCGGGUGUGCGGCCCGGGCCCCACUUGCUCCAGUCGGUUGUUGGCGUUCGCGGCCAUUUCAUAGAAAGCAACGCUGCCCUGAG